AUGCUAAGUGGACAGCGGAACUGGAUACCAGUCCGUCAAAGCGAUGCAUACAGCGUCUUGGGGGUGACAAGAAAUGCGACCAAUGCAGAUAUAAAGAGGAGGUUCCAAGAGCUGACGGUACAACACCACCCUGAUAACCACCCAAAAGACACGAUGUACUACGACAUUACACGUGCUUACACCCUUCUCAAAGACGAGGCGUCUCGACAGAAAUACGACAUCGAACACACCAACAAGAAAAUUCAAGUUUCCAUAGUUUCUCCGUAUAAAAGUGUUAUUGGUGUUGGGGUUGCGCGGAACAUUCCAAACAGUCUUCGUAGUGUUAUGGUUGGUGCGAGUUUGCCAUACAUUCCUCCGACUUUUGGAGGAGUGACGUGUCUUUUAAUUAGUGUUGAGUCGAUUAUUGAAGGUGUUGUGUGUGGGACACUUUCGAUUUUCGACUUUAUUGGACUUGGGGGGUAUGGACUAAUUGGGUGGGCAGUGAAGCCUCGAAUAGCAUCAAUAAAAAACGGGUAUGUUAUCAAUGGGAUAUUCUCUGGUGAUGUUGAAGUGUCACAAGGUGUAUGUACCUCAGGAGAAGAAGUUGUUUGUAAGAUAGAGAAUGGGGUUGUUUCUGGCUGUUUCAAUGGAAGUGCUUCUGUUGAUGGAGGGUGGAAGAGAAGUGGUUCCAUUACAGUUGAAAGUGGUAAUGUUGGAAUGACAGUCUUUACUUUCUUCGGGAUUAAAAUUGGGUUUUGCUACCAAGAUGGUUUUGUUGUUGGGUUUAUGAUAAAUGUGAAAGGGAUGGGAAUCAAUUGGGUAAAAACCAUGUUCAACAUGAUCGACCCAGCUCUCAUACUCACCGCGAUCACCGAGUUCUUGAGAUAA
This is a messenger RNA of Entamoeba invadens IP1, 867 nucleotides long. RefSeq lists its product as hypothetical. The record is from RefSeq and is a predicted model, not a curated record. Bases 1 to 867 code for a protein of 288 amino acids. The transcript has a single exon. Lineage: Eukaryota; Evosea; Mastigamoebida; Endamoebidae.